Molecule: messenger RNA, 930 nt
Organism: Fusarium musae
Lineage: Eukaryota; Fungi; Ascomycota; Sordariomycetes; Hypocreales; Nectriaceae
Exons: 2
Coding region: 1-930 (309 amino acids)
Source: RefSeq, a predicted model, not a curated record
AUGCCUCCUCUUCCAACUGUAGCAAUAGCCGGCGCGACUGGUAAUCUCGGCGCCAAAGUUGCUGAGGGGUUUCUCCAACAGCCAUUUCGCGAUAGGUUCCAUGACAUCAUAGUCCUGGCACGCUCCCGGUCACCCAAGGCCGAGAAUCUCGUUAAACACGGCGCGUCAUUGCGUCUGUAUACCGAGGAUACUUUAGAAGAGGCACUAGCUGGAGUUGAUGUCUUGAUAAACACUGUAGGACCCAGUGGCCACCACUUCAAAGAGAGCCUUCUUCGCAGCAUUCCUGCUUCCGGCGUAAAGCUCUAUUUUCCUUCCGAGUUUGGUGUUGACCACUAUGUGCACGACUUUGCACACGAAGAAUGGGACGCUAAGAAGGCGCAUUUCCAGCUUGCAUCAGAGCUCAUCCCCGACAGAAGCAUAUGUCGCGUCUAUGCUGGCCUAUUCCUCGAGGACUCAAUCGGUCCAUGGUUUGGUUUCGAUACCAAACGCGGUAAAUACGAGGCCAUAGGAGACCCUGCGCAAAAGACUUCGUACACAAGCAUGUAUGAUGUUGGUAAGGCGCUCGCCAUACUCGCAAGUCAACCAGUCGGUACCAUACCGCCUGAGGUGCACCUCAGCGGCGCUAGCAAGUCUAUGGCUGAGAUAGCAGAGAUCAUGGAAGCGAACGGGGCUGGCCGCAUCCAAGUGACGAGUGUGCCGCUUGAAAGCUAUAAGGCCAGUGUCCUAGCGAAGCCAUCCCCUACGCCUGAGCGGUACCUACGUUUCUUAAUGGGCGAGGGCAAGAUCCAUCACUCUACUGAUGGUAUAGGUAACCAGAAUGAUCUUGUGCAGGUAAAUGGAGGUUUAUCGACAUGGAUGUCAAUGUCUGAAUUGGCAAAAGAGACGCAUGGAAGGCCAUGGGCCGAAGCGGAUUGGGAGCUGGUUAACUAG